CUAAAUAUUCCGUCGGCCAUGUGCCAAGUAAAAUCGCAAUAUAAGCAGGUUCAAGUGGCUCUACAUUUUAAGUUUUUUCGCGAGACUGCUACACUCAUAGUAAACUUUUAAUAUGCCGAAAAUCAAUUUUGGGGUUAUACGGGCACUUUAAACGAUAUAGAUAUACAAUAAAUUUCUGACAUUGUUCAAUUAUACAAAUACAUGCAUUAAAGUCAUUACAUGCUAACCGAUAAACAAAUUUCAAUUGGUGAACGUUGCUUACAUGUUUGUUACUUUAGAGUUAAAAAUUUUAGUAUUCGCACAUUCUUAGCUCUUUUUGGUCUAGUUUACAGAAACAUAGCUACAGUGAUUAAUAUAGAAUAAAGGCAAACUGAGAUUGAGUCAAUACAAAUUUGCCAAAAGUUAGGUGAUAAACGUGUUUUAUAGUCCACGUCAAUUUGUCAAAAGUUUAAAAGGAUGCCGCUUAAGUUUUAAAAAUGUCAAAUUACUUAAUUAACUCAAACGGAUCAUCAUCCAAUGUUGCCAACCGCAUGGUUUGUCCCUUCUUUUUGUUAAUCUCGGCAUUUGCUUCGUUUAUUCUACCCGGAUAAUUCAUAAUAAGACCAUCCAAACCCAUUUCAAGAUAAGUCUUCGCUGUUGAUUUUUUGUCAACUGACCAUGCAUACACUUUGCUGAAAUAGUUUCCGCUAUCUCGAUAUUUCACUUGACUUGACAGUUCGUCCAAGUACUUUUUCGGACUCCAGUUUGUUAUUCCACUGCUAAGCCAAGCGUGAUAUGGAGAAACGCCAAGAUCCCUCAAUGCUUUCUCUUUCUCACCUGAUUCAGUUAACUUCGAUUCCCAGCUGAUGUCGAAGCCAAUCUUUUGAAUGAUGGCUGGAUUCCCAGUUGCUUUCAGUCGACUCAAAACCGCAAGAAUGAAAUCUUUCAAAGUGAAAUCUGGAACGCCUAUUAUUACCUUCAUUUUGGUAGGGUUAUCUUUAUACAACGGAAUUAAGAUUUUGUUAGCAAAUUUCUCACCGGCAGUGCUUAAACUAUUUUUCUUUACAUUUUUCAGCUUAACAUCAAACAUAACCAAAACCAAUCGUCUGUUAAGCUUCCGGCUGUGAGGAAGUGUUCUUUCUCGAAGAGCUUUGAUGUAGUUUCCAAUGUAAGCCCAACGUAUGCAAUCGCGACCAGCAUCACAGGGUAUCCCGUGCUAGAAGUAGUUAGGUGUGCCAUAUUUUGAAAAUGAAACAUCUAUCUCAAGCGCGUUUGCUCCGUACCCCAACCAGGUAUCAAUCUGCCUGACAGAGUUAACCAUAUGAGCUAUAUUGUAUAUAUAGGUCGAACUAAAACGAAAGAAAAAACUGACUUUAAAUGAAAUAUGCAAGGUAAAAAAUCCGAUUUAAAAGUCUUGGGAGAACUUAUUUUGAUCACGGAUGCCGCUAUCCCUUGCGCACCAUGCAUUCAACGGCCAGAAAUGUCCUAAAGAUGCAUAAAUGCGGGAAUCUCUCGCGGUGUAUAAUAAACUUAUUACCUUGGUAAGAACUCCUGUGCGGAGUAAGAACUUCUGUGUAACAGUUGCAAAUCUCGUAGUAUGGAUUUCACAUUUGUUUUCCCCAGUGAUCGGUUAGGGCUAGGAACGAGCAAUCUACUCCGAACCAACAUUCCUUAAUAGUCCCAAUCAGUUCAAUCACGUUGCCAAGACAUGUUAGAAUAGAACUUACAGAUAUACUGUAUGUACAGAACCAAUUUAAUUACGGUUUGAAUACUUUAGGCUUGGAAAGGUGAUAUAACGUACCAGCAAAAAGUACUCAGAUAGCGAGAAUAUCGUUAGUCUAUUGAAGCACAGUUACAGUAAAUAUCUGCAGGACUGUGCAGGUAUUGAAUGAAAUAAUCAGUUUACUCUCUGUUAAACAGUAUUCAUGUAUUUCAACAGCGGCCUGAACAGAACAGCAUAGUGAUAAAAAACAGGUAGAGUAGCUAUAAUUAUUCCAGCACUAUUUUCUUUUAACAGAACACAUGCACACGGGAAACUUGCGACUAAGAAAAACAAUUAAUUGCUAGAGGAUACAGUAUUUGACAAAACUGAAGUGAUCAACUAAACUGUGUUAUGAUGCACAGUAUACUACUGCAGUAGUAAAUUUAUUAGCAAAAUGAGCAAGGAACUAAAUGAAUUGGUCAUUGAAAUAAAUCAUAAAUUACUCAAUUAUUCCAGCUACUGUAAACAAGAAAUGCAUGAUUGUGUAACUUACUGCAGCCUUUUAGUAUAUUCAAAAACGCGAUAAAAAUUCUUGGUAUAUUUUCCUGCAAGAGAAAUAAACGUGAAAAAUUGCAACAAUUAUCACAUCACCCUGGAAGGGUGAAUGGGUCCCCACAACUACAAGGGGAAGGAUCGAAACUAAUCUGACAGAGAAGGAGCAGGGUAGGAGUGCAUCAUUUCGCACAAGCAAAAAGUUUUUGUUUAGAAUUCGCAGUGGCAUUAGACAGUGAAACUUUUAUGGUCAAACUGAGGAAACGCAUGAGUUCAUCCAUAAAACAUAGACGUAUGCAUGUACAAGAGUAAAACAAACAAAAUUGAUGGCGCAAUUCAUUCGCAUUUUGGGGAAAGAUAUACGAAGCUUCGUCUAGUGUCCGUUACUGGAUGCACAAUUGUACCUCAUUCUCCUCAUGUAAACAUAUGUUGACAUCACUAGUCUUUAAACCAAGGGCACUUUUCGACGAGCCAUACAGCCUCAGAGAACAACCUAUUAAAUAAAAUGAAAUACAAUUUUUUUCGAAACAUCGAAGUUCUCCCUGUAUUUUCCAAGUAGUUGUACAGUAUCCCCACCAAUCCACAGCUAUCCAACCACUGGCACUACCUACACUGGCACAGACCGUUCACUCUCUCCAGAAUCGGUCUAUAUACCAAAUAACGAACUAUCUGUACACUAUCCAACGUCAUACCUUUAAUUUCCUGUUCAAAAAGACUCUUGACACCAUUAAAGACUUGCCAUCUUAAAUGUAAAUCUUCUUUCGACAUGCCAUAGUCAGUAGAUAUGUUGUGUAAGAGCUUGCUCAGUGCAGCUAGGUGAAGUGGACCAGGUACGGGCAAAUUUUUCAGCACAUUUUCCUAAAAUGUUUUAAAUUAUAUCGUUUGAAGGGCAAUAGCAAUAAAAAUUAAGUUUGUAUCGUUUGAUAGAACUUUAAAAAUUAAACAACAUAUAAAACUCCUUCGCCGAUCAUGUCUAUAAACUUGUUUAAUUUUUGAUUACAUAUGAUUUAGCUCGAUUUCGUUCCUGCACAUGCACUUUUGAAGGCACUUUUUUGAAGUUACAGCUUUUAACCAGGUAACCAAAUGACUAACCUGGUCCCAGAUGUGACGCAAAAGAAACUCCAAGAUGGAAGCGCCUCUGGUCAAAUCAAUUGUGAAUCUCAUUUCCAUACUUGCAUCAUGAUCAGUUUGGGAAACAAACGUGCAUAUACAAUUAUUAUUUAUAGCUAAUUAUCAUAGCUAAUAAUAGCCUGCAGAUGUACAUUUUUAACAGACUGUGCCAGUGAAGGGAGUGCCAAUGAGAAAGGGAUACAACUACCUGAAAAAUAUAAGGAGAACUUAGACGUUUCGAGCUAAGGCACUUUGUUUCAACAACUAACUUACCCAUGCUGGGCCUUCGCUCUAAACGUCGAUGUCCUCCUUGUGUUUUUCAAACAGUUCUAUCCAUAUCCAUCUGCAGCUUUUUUACAUGCAAACUACAUUACUGCAUUUGGCAUGCUAUAAUUAGCGAUUGUACUGCGUAUGUUAAUUAUGUUCCAAACCGGUUUAACAUAUUUCUACUAAUAUGGUAACCAAUCACAUGCAAGGUCCAGAUUCAAAUAUUGAAGUGACAUUCACAAUCAAUUUGAGGCUCGGUUUCUUUUUGUUGUACCCAUGUAUAUUUUUUUUUUAAUUUUUUGCCCUGCACGUAUCAAAUGUAAAGAGCCAAAGCCCAACAACUGUGUCAUAUUGUAUAUUAUAGUAUUAUGACAUUGGACCAUGCUGACAAAGCUUAACAACACAACUGCUUUAACCCAUUAAGCACAAUGCAGCGUUCUCCCCUUAACGAGUAAAAUCGUCUGGUGUUAUAGAAGUAGUAAAAUAACGAAGUUGUGCAUUAGGGUACAAUACAGGCCUCGGAUUUCCCUGAAAUCAAUCGACGGCAAUGGCGUUAAAAAUUGCCGUAGAACGUAACAGCUGCCCACGGCAAUUUUGGCAGUCUCCACGGCACUUUUCAAAUUACUGUAAUAAAACUUUUAAUUUUAUUGUUACUUUGGAUUUUUGACAAGCUAGAAACAUGUCUACGUAUUUCUUUAGUGUUUUUCUUUCGAAUAAAACUGAGACUAAAAUAGUGAUUUACGCAUUAUUUGAUCAACAUCUGAAUUCAAGUUCAAAGUAGUAAUGCACAGUUGCCGUCGUUGCCGCAAUGAUGGACGGCAUUCUGUUCUCCCUCCACGGAAAUUGCCGCGAUAAACUUCGAGCCCUGGUACAUUCUCGUACCCAGAGCCCUCCUUACGCGCGAUGCGACGAGGGGCUCUGGCCAAAUCCAUAACCGGAUACCAUAAAAACAUGGUAAGAAAACAAUGUCCAGUGUUAGAACUAGCCAAUCACAUGCCAGUUCGGAAUAUGGAUUUGGCCAGAGCCCCUCGUCGCACCGCGCGUAAGAAGGGCUCUGGGUACGAGAAUGGCCCUGGUACAAUAAUGUGGCUUUAAUGAGUAAGUAAUUAGGAUCCAAAAAUGCACAAGACAGUCCCAUUCACAAAUUGUCUAAUGUUGAUAGAGUAAAAUAAUAAAGUCGGGUGCAUUUAGGUGCAUUCCAACUUAAUGGGUUAACUACCAACAUUUCAAUCAGCUUUAAAAUGGUCAUUGAGAAAAGAUACACCAGUCGACACUGUACGACUCUGGCAUAUUCCAUAAGCUUUAUGCUAAUUUCUAUCAAGGUUGGCCAUUUCUUUUAAUAACUAUGUAUCCAAAUAGUUUCCACUAAGACUUGUUUUAAUUCUUCAAGGGUUUUCUGUUGUAGAUGGAAAUAUCGAGCGCAAAUUUUAUACAUUUAUUAGAUCUGACCAGGACCAGUAAUUGUGAAAAAUGCAACUAUUGGUCCUCUGACAGAAAUGGAACCAGUGGCCCUGCAAUUCCGCUGCACUCAACUCAGCAAUCCUAAUCAACUGAGCUACAGAGAGACAGUUGUCGAGCUCUAACCAUAGACAAUCCAGAAGACAUGUCUUCUGGGUUGUCUAUGCUCUAACCACAAGUUCAUGUAUAAAUACUAAGGUGAUGCCAAUGCACGGUUUAUAAAUACAUAUCGGGUUAAAAUAAACUGCGAUCACCGUACGAGAAGCAUUUUGACGGAUGCGAUUUAUCGAAAACACAAAGAGUGCAAUGGAAUAAAACGUAUAGUCUGUACAAUUGCACUCGCAAGAGUGCAAUGGAACGUAUUCCACUGCACUCUUGGGAAAUGGAAUUUUCUAUUCAAUAUCACGUGACCAUAAACAGCCAAUUAAACGAUCAGAAUUCAAUAAGGUAUUAUAUAAAACUAACUGUUAAAGGGUUUUUUAGUAGAUAGAAAUUUUGAGUGCAUAUUUUAUACAUUUACUAGAUCUCAUCUAUCCGGGAACAAUUGCGAAAAAUGCCACCAAAAGGCCUCUGACAGGAAACUGCAGUUCUGUAAAUUUUUAAUUCAAUGACUUAAUCCAGAUAAACUAAUCAGUUAAUAUGUAGCCUAUACAUAUAAGUUGGGCCCAAAAUUCAGAGUUAGGUGGCUGUGGGGAGUGGUCAGGGCACAGGGGGCCCAGGCUCGAUUUUCCCGCGCCCGCCUGUGCCUUCCUUAUGACGAGGGAAGGAAGGAAACAUUGAGACCAAAAUAGCCCAGACUUGGCAUAUGUCACACGAAACUAUCCUCGAUUUUUCGCUUUUAAUGCAUUUCUUUCACGAUUAAUCGAUAUCUCCUGCAAGAAUGAUACCAUGUAACUCUCAAAACAACGAUGCUUUAAUCAAAGAGCUUAAAUUCGCUCUGAAAUCCGUGAGGGAAUAACAAAAUUCGGCCAAAAUAUAUCCGCGUGCCGGGUUUGCUGUGCAAAAGUGGAAGUCGUUGAACAACUCAAAAUACACUCAACCCUGAUUGGACAACGAAUAUCAACAAACAUUUCAUAUUUUUUUAACAAACACAAUGUGAAACACAAUUUAUUAUACAUAUUAACCGACUACAGUUAUAUUUACAUGCAGUAAUAUUUACACUUUAUAACGUUUGUCAAUAGUUUUGAUUGUAUGAUUGAAAUUAUUACAGUACUGUAAAAAAAUAUUGAAAUGUUUGUUGAUAUUCGUUGUCCAAUCAGGGUUGAGUGUAUUUUGAGUUGUUCAACGACUUCCGCUUUUUGCACAGCAAACCCGGCACGCGGAUAUAUUUUGGCCGAAUUUUGUUAUCCCCUCACGCAUUUCAGAGAGAAUUUAAGCUCUUUGAUUAAAGCAUCGUUGUUUUGAGAGUUAUACGGUAUCAUUCUUGUAGUGGAUAUCGAUUAAUCGUGAAAGAAAUGCUUUAAAAGCGAAAAAUCGAGGAUAGUUUCGUGUGACAUAUGCCAAGUCUGGGCUAUUUUGGUCUCAAUGUUUCCUUCCUUCCCUCGUUAUAAGGAAGGCAUGUAUGUGCAGGCGGGCGCGGGCAAAUCGAGCCUGGGCCUGCUGUAGUCAGGGUUAUCUUAAAGUCAUCCAAAUUAGUAGUAACACAAUAAGUAGGAACGCAAAUUAUAAAGAUUUAAGAUUAAAUCAGUUUAAUACAAAAUAACCAGGCUAUAGAGUAGACCAUGGACAAUGAGAAAAAUAAUAUAACUUUGCUUGCAAGCUAAUUAGAAUGCAUUGAUUUCCAUGUAAACUAAAUACUGGAGAUACGCCAACAUUUGCCCUUGAUCAUAGGCUGGGGCGGUUCUUGAAAAAAACCGAAACCGAAAACCGUCAGCAAAAACCCGGGAAAAACCGGUUUUUAAUCUAUAAAUAACACACAGACAUAAGACCGUGUAGCACAUGUUUUUAUUAUGUGAAGAAUUUUGGUUUUAGAUGCUUAAUAUCAACCAGUUCUUGUCUUUUCCAGUUUUUUCGGUUUUUCGGUACUUGGACUUUGGCAAAACCGAAAAAAACGGUCUUUCAAAAAAACGGUAUUUUCUGGUACAGUAUACAGUAGCCUAUAUACUGAAAAACCGCCUCAACCUACUUGAACAUGCCAAUAUUUUUUAAAAUUUACUUUUACUUUUGGAGACUAAAACCCAGGUCAAAAUACACAAUCCUGUGUGCUUUGACCUUGUGAACUGUAAAUCAAUCUCACCGAAAUGUCAACACGGGUUAGUAAUCUGACCUCACUCCAAUACACCAACAAAUUUGAAACCUCAACUAGAACGGUGUGGAGUACAUGGAAUGCACCCUGGUACCUCCCAGGGCUCCAACAGCUAGCGCCUUAUUUUAAAAGGCCGGAAUUACAAAUAGGGGAGGGCAUAGAUCUUUAGUCAGAAAUUAGCCACCUCCACCAACGGGCCAGAUUUGCUACGAAUUUUGGCCUCAAGCCUGAAAAUAAGCGGCCGGUCACAGACAUCGUCCAGUACGAAAAGGUACAGUAAUUGUCAGGUACAACUGUUUUUUGCCGUACACUUUGUAUAGCAGGAUAUUAGUAUAACUAUUGGUGAAACUGUCUACAACUGGCAUUAAAAACUUCAUUAUAAUAUUUCAAAAUACUUGCAUUCCGCAUUUAAAAAUUAUGUGUAUGACUCGAGAUCCAAAUUUCAUUGUGUAUGAAUGAAUGCUCUGCAAUUUAUGAUUGUUCGAUUCCGUAUGAUAUAAGUGGCUUAAUUGUUGUUACUAAGCUUUUCAUUGGCUUCUUUUAUUUCAACGACCACGAAAAACUAUAUAUCUGUAUCUAACUAUAUCUAUAAAUAACACACAGACAUAAAACCAUGUACAGUAGCACAUGUUUUUAUUAUGUGAAGAAUUUUAGUUUUAGAUGCUUAAUAUCAAAAGCUUAGAGACGUACAGUAUAAAAAUACAAGACAGUAAGAAGACAAUGUUAAAAGAACGUAUUUACAAGUUUUCAGCUAAGUCAAGAUUAGCUGAAAUGUUAGCAAUCAGGGAUAUUUUCAAUCAGGGAUAUUUUCAAGCACUUUAGACUAUACUACCGUUUUUUUCUGAAGAAGAUUGGGUUUCUUUGGGGGGGGGGGAGAAUGUUAAAAUAUUUCGUGGUCAGGGGCACACAUUCCAAAAUAGUUUUGGAGGGGUGUAAAAUACGUCGGGACCGACUUUUACGUGUUUACAUUUUGGAAGGCGCAACCAAAAGAGAAUUUUUUUUGAAACUUUGAAGUCUCUAGAUCGUCGGAAAUGGCAUUUUCAGACUUUAGUUUGGCCAUCAGCUGGCUGUAGAGCACAGAAAGAAAGUUAAUUCAGGCAGCGUAUAAUGUCAAUUCUGUAACCUUACUUAUUGUUUUUGGACACUGUCCAAAAAAUAAAUCUAACAGAAACAAUAAUUUUGCUUACUACAGGAUGAUCGGGACAGACAAAUGGUUCAUUUGGGACAGACUUUUUUUACUAUUUCUCAAAAUUGUGAGGGUAUCACACCCCUGCACACCUCCCGUAAUGUGCGGCCCCGUUUGGGGUACACAUUUCUAGUGUGCAUGGGUACGGAUGGUUAAUUUUGCAGGUUGCAGGUUUGCAAUUCCCUACCGAUCCAGACGAUGAAUGAGAUCAAAUACCAAUGUACUGGUAUAUAUAGAAUACAGCAAAUGUCUAUUAUAAGCUAUACUAGAAAAUACAUGCAUGCAGAAACCCUUGCCUUGCUGACAAAACUACUGUAUUAUGUUUUCCAAACAUGAAGUAUUGUCAUGGUAACACAAUAAUUUUGAGAAUAGUUUUAAAAUUGAAAAAUUCCCCCAAAAUGAUCAAUUAAAUUCCCAAACAUGUAUAUGCUAGGUAUGUUAUUAUACGUAAUAUAAGCUUCAAUUUUAUGUAAAAAUCAACAACAAACGCUUUGCAAAACAUUUCAAAAUGUUCUUAAAACUAGACUGCCUUUUACUAGUAAACAUUGAGUUUCAAAAUCGAAAUAAAUUGAUUUCAAAUUCUUGCAUGAAAAUAACUCGCCGUCAUGCCACAGAGAUCAUGCUGAAAACCGGAAGUGGAGAUCAGUUACUGAUCUCAUUUAUCAUCUGGAUGUAGGGAAUUGAAAACCUGCAACCUGCAAAAUUAACCAGCCGGCAUCGGCACGAGUAUUCCUCUAUGAGAUUUUGUGCCUCAGAAGUACAACUACAGUUUUCAACAGCUUUUUGAACAAAACUGUAUAGAAAAACAGGUUUUUAAUGAAACAUUUACCUUAAAAAAAUCAAAUUGUGAAAAAAAAUCAUUGUGGAGGAAGAUUGAGUUUCAAAACCCAAUUGAAGAUUGAGUAUUUACUACUAACCGUAUACCGGUAGUACGAAAAGAAUAUCCCUGGCAUUUUUAUGUUGUUUUUUUUUUCCAGGUUUUUUUAUUUUUCAUUGCUUGGACUUUGAUAUUUGGUAAUUUUGUUGUCAAAUUCCCCACCCAAGGGCACAAUUUCUGAGUCAGAAUACCUGUGGGAAGGGUAUGAGUUGUUAACAAUUUCAGGAUAUUUAUGGCCGAGAUAACAUUGCUCGCCCCAAGUCUCCAGCCGAGAUGUCCAGUACAUGCAGGGUUUUCAUUAAUAGGCGGUUACCGGCGGUUUACCGCCGCCUGUUUGGCCUAAGACCGCCGGCUAUUUUUUUGUGUCUGGUAAAUUUUUCUGAGCCACGUAUAAAACUUUUAAUAAAAAAUAAUUUAAGUAUUGUCAGUCUAUCAAGCAUAUGUACAAUUAUUUAAAAUGACAAGUUAGGUAUUAGUGUUUUCGUUUUCCAUAGUAAACUUAUAAAAUAGGUUCAUAACUCACGAGUUUAUGUCGUAUAAUAUUUCACAUUGUUUUGAAAUUUCUCUUGCCAUUUUCUCGCAACUCGAAUUUGAACGAUCAGCGGUCGCCGAUCUAUCUUAUGCAAUACUUCGUAAAAUAUUUGCAUUAAGGCCCAACAAACAUGGCGGGUGAAAAUUGAAAACAUGGCGAGUAAAAAGCGUGGCAGAGGAAAUUCAACAGGCUUUCAGACAUCAGCUUUUGAUGCAUUUUUCACUCACAAGCAGAGAAGAAUGGACAACACAGGUAGUGUACAUUAUUACCUAUUGUUUUUAAUAUUAAAUAAUCGUCACGGGUCAAUGUUUUCUUGUCAUGGGUCAGUGAUAAAAUGCAUAUAAUUAUAAAUUCUGUUUCAACACAGUGUCAGUCUGGCUGUCAUGACAAAAUAAUUUAAAACUAUUUUAUAAUAGUACCAUAUACCAGUUCACAGUGACACUACAAUGUUGUUAAAUGAAUAAAGAUAUAAUAAAAUCUAUUUCAUAUUGUCAAAAUUUCUGAAGCAAAAUUUCUGAAGCAGUAUUUGAGUGUAUUUCUGAAGCAAAAUUUCUGUACGUUUGUUUCCUUUGACAUAGUUUACCAAUGACCAUGCCUGACCUUGUUAAUAUAUACAGUAAGACUUUACGUACUAGGCAUCAGACUCCCCAAUGAAAACAUGGGGGUCAUUAGCUUGUCUCUCCUUACAGGAACUAAAUAUAAAUAAUAAAUUUAUACAGAGAAACAAUGCAUAUUCAUUUGAUAUAUUAGCCUCUGCUCCUUACUAAACUCUACUAAUGGGCCCUCCCAUGGGGUGAAGUAUGACAAGCUCACACCAUCCACCCCUCACAUAUGCCCUUGUUCCCAGAGGGAGGAGGUACCAAAAUAAUCAAGAGAAUAUGCUUAAAAUUCCAAAAUCUUAAUUAAACAAACACCUACAGUAUAAUCCAUAUGAAUCAUGUCAGUGCCACUCUAAUAUUUUCAUUUAUUAAAACUGAAUUUGUUUUUUUGCCAAAAAAUUUGAUAGCUGCUAAUGUAUGGAUGUGUUUGUAUGUUUCAGAACAUAAAAGUUGUGAUUAUUGUUAAAAAUGUUUUUUUUCUUGCAACAAGAAAUCUACCCAAGAAAGUAAACCAAAAACCCCAAAUGUACUCUACAAAAUUUUCAUUUGUUAUUAGCAUUCUGGUGCACCAUUCAACUUUUUGUGCAUAAAUGAUCCCCUAGGCGAUUGUAAAAACUCCAACUGCAAAUUUAGUUUAUAGAGUUCAGAUUUUACUAGUUCCCCCCGAAAAAAACCACAAAGUUUGUUUAAUCAUCUUUGUAUGUAGUUUUUGGGGUACCAUGUAUUUAUGUACACAUUACAAAUAAUCAAAAAUUAUUCAAAAUGUCCAAAGAGGUUGAGAAGAGUGCACUUGCAUUAUCACACUUUUGUUCACAAAAUAUUAUUUACGAUUUUUUUAGAUGGUGAUGUUCAAGUGGACAAAGAUAAAAAUGAAACUCAAACAGAAACAGAAAGUACAUAUUUUACUGCACCAGCUGAUUCAAACUCAAAUAAAGACAAAGAAACCAGACGUUUACCAGUAGCUACAAUAGAUGAGGCUGGUGCCAUAAAAUAUAUCAAUGAAUCAUUCAGCCACAAUAUAAACAAAGUACACAGUUUCUACUCGUGCAAAAACAAGAAAUGUACCAACCUGAAUCCAGAUGAGGUGAAGCGUAUCAGUAAAAAAGGAGAUCGUUUUCAACAUGAUUGGAUAACAGAUAAUAAAUUAACUUACUGUGAAAAAACGGGAUAUAAUUGGCUUAUUUACGAGGAAGGUGAGGGCAUGUUCUGUUUCAUUUGCCGAAAGCACAAUACUGAAAAUGAACAAAACAAGUGCAAGAAGUUUAAUCUUCAGGCUGGAAUCCGCUUUAAACGUAAAGCAGUAGAGGAACAUGCCAAUUGUCAACAGCAUAAAGCUGCAAUAAUGUGUGAACUGAUUAACAGAACCUCUCCAUUCCAGGCAGAACUUGACAGGAAAGAACAGAAAAACGACGCUGUGUAUUACAAUGCUUUUCUGACAAUAUAUUGGCUAGCAAAAGAAGAGUUACCAAACUUCAAAAUUUCCAGCUUUUUGGAUGUGCUUGAACAAUUAGGAUUGACAGAUAUGAAAUAUUUUCAGCAUCGCUCAGCUGGAUCAUUCAGAGAAAUGUUCUUAGCGCUGGGGUAUCAAAUUAAAUCACAAGUGGCAGAGAAGUGCAGAAAAGCAAAUUGGUUUGGAUUACUGUGUGAUGAAGUUUGCGACAUUUCUAAUCAAGAACAGUUGCUAACUUUCAUUAAGUAUGCUGACCAACAAACCAAUAAAGCUACAACAGAUUUUCUGUCUGCAAAUGACCUGUUUCAGAAUUCACAGUCAGCAGAUGCCAAUACCAUUUGGACUGUUCUCAAUAAACAACUUGAAGAUAGCAAAUUGGAAAAAUCUAAGCUUGCAAGCUUUGCAAGUGAUGGAGCAUCUGUGAUGACAGGAAAGAAGAAUGGCGUGGCAGCUAAACUUCGCUCAGAUAACAAGCCUCUUAUAAAUGUUCACUGCAUUGCCCAUCGAUUAGCUUUGGCUUGUGGCGAUGCAAACAAUUCUGUUUCAUACAUACUAACAAUGGAGAAAAUUCUCAACAACUUUGGUCCCUUUUCAAAAACUCGCCGAAAAAAGCUGCAAAAUAUGCAAAGGCUGUAAUGAAUGCAAGUGAACUUGGAGUCACUAAUGCUAUGACCAGACGUGGAAAGAAGAAACUAAGUAAGCGUUUUCACAAAGCCUGCAGGACCCGUUGGAUGUCCACCGAAAGAGCUAUAGAGGGGGUCUAUAACGAUUUCGCAGCAUUGACACAAACUCUUCGACAGUUAAAGGAGGAGAAUGACUCGGCAGCAAUUGGUCUUCUGAAACAAGUAGGAAAAGUCAAAUUCCUAGGUGCUGUAUAUUUGCUCAACGAAGCAAUCCCAAUUCUUGCCCAUCUCAGCAGAGCCUUUCAAAAAGGAGCUGUUUCGUUUGCAGCCAUUGAUCCUGCCAUUAAGUUUACUUUGGAUGAACUUGAUCUUUCAGAGGGUGGCAGACUUUCCCAAUGUGAUAUGCGACCACUUGUAGCUUCGGAUGAGAAGCAGCUCACAACUUUGGCGAAGGCUUAUGUUGCAGCUUUAAGGGAUAACAUUAACAAUAGAUUUGAUGGAAGCAUCCCAGUCUUAACAGCCUUCAGAAUCUUCAAUCCUUUAGCUGUCCCAAACAGGUCGGAGCCAGUAUUUAAAGAGUAUGGUAUGAAGGAUAUUGUUAUUUUGGCAGAUCAUUUCUACCAAGAAAUGGAGGUCAAAGUCGAAGAUGAAAAAAAAGAAGAGCUAAUAUGCGAGUGGAGAAAGUUCAAAUAUAAUCUUCUGUCCAUCAAGGAUGAUAUCCCAGCCGAGAUACUGACGCCACCAGUGAAGAGGAAUCUGAUUGCCCAAACACCGACAGAAUGGGUGCUUGAAUACCUUAUGAAAAUACGAGCAACUUUCCAGUAUCUUUUCCCUCUCCUGUUGGAAAUGGCGGAGUUGUGCUUGUCCAUUCCUGUGAGUAGUGCUUGGCCAGAACGAGGAGCUUCUUGUGUCAAGAGAGUGAAGACGCGAGUAAGGUCGCGCUUAAAGAAUGACAUGCUGGAAUCGCUACUCCAUAUUUCCAUCAACGGUCCAGAAGUAAAAGAUUCAACAGCAUUAAUCGAUUCUACUCUGAAGCAGUGGCUCGCAAAACCAAGGCGAAAGAUGUCCAUUGCAAAUAAACGACCAUCUAACGCAGAAGGGAGGGCACAUUGUGUAGAUGUGUCCAUACAGGAUGGUUCUUCUGACACUGUCAAUGUUCAUGAUCAGGAAAUGGAAGAUGAAUCGUUAUGUGAACAAGAAGAGUUUGAAGACAACGCUGGAAUGAUGGGGACUGAGGAAGAGGUGGAUGCUGCUGCCAACUUAUUUAAAUUACCAGCAGUAGAUCUGGAAGAAUACGACACCGACAGUGACGUCGAGGACAGUACUGAUAGUGAUUACGAUAGUUCAGAUUCAGAUUAACUUGUUAUUCAGAUCAAAUUUUAGUUCAGAAAAGAAUUAUAAACAUUGUCAAAAGUUAAAUUUACAUUAAACACUUUUCAUAAAAUUGGUUUUUUUUCUAUCAUAAGAUGAAAUCUACAAUGUUGCAUCUUUAUCCAUUGUAUUUGCAAGCAGCGUUUCUACCGAAAAUAGCCUUUCGCACCCUCAGAAAAUCUCUACUUUUGUUCUUCAUGUAGAAACCUGCUAAUUUCUAAACAAGAAACUGUAACUUUUUAGACAAAAAAGUUUGUUUUCUGACCAUUGCAAUUCUACGAGAAUUUUCGCCAGAACGCAGGAAAUGGCAUUUCAGAGACUUUAGAUUUCAAAAUUUUCCGGGGGCAUGCCCCCGGACCUCCCUAGAAAUCUCGCACCUUCGGUGCUCGGACGCCUAUCAUUUACAAUUAGCCGGUUGUAAAGAAAAUUAAUGAAAACCCUGGAUAUAAACAAGAAUUUAAACAUUUGGCUCAAACUUGCCUUUAUUUUAGCAUUUGAUUUUUGGAUAAAUGCUUAGUGGCCAUAUGUAAUGGUCAAUAUACUACAAAGCAUUUAUCCAAAAAUCAAAUGCUAAAAUAAAGGCAAGAUUGAGCCAAGAUGUUUAAAUUCUUGUUUAUAUCAGGUAAGAAGUCACGGGAUGAAAAGACAGAUUUACUGGGGGGGGGGGGGCAGCUGCCCCUCUUGCCUUUUGCUAGGAGGGGCAAGGGGGGGGGGACAGAAGUGCCCUUUGAGUUAUAAAAUACUACCUGAUAAAUCACAUUUCCAGUGAUGCUUUUUGGGCAAAAUCAUGAGGUGUGAUCUUGAAUGUGCGUAUGCUGUCAUUGGCAAGUCAACACAUAAUUGUAUUGUAGGUUUAUACUCUUCACCGGGGUCUAUAGAGGUGCCCUUUGGUGUAACGUUUGCCCCUCUUGCCUUUUUAUCGUUCCGGCGUCCCUGGUCUUAACCUUAACCAAGAAUUUUUAACUAAAUUUUGUGUAUAACACAGUUCUGAUUUUUGAUCGAAGGCGUUCGAAAAUAGUGCUGACGUCAGCACUUUAAUUUUUCAAGAUGCUGUAACUCAGGAAAAUUUUUAAAAUCAUUGAUUCAAAAUUUUUGGUGAACACUAGUAAUAAUAAUAAACAGCAUAUAAAACUUCCAGUAUAGAGUUAUUGUUUGUUACUUACCGUCAAAAUGGGAAAGAUCCAUCACUUUUGUAAUCAAAAUAUGUUGUCAGACAUCUAUGUUUAUAAACAGUCGCAUGGCUACCAUCGAAAAAUAGCGUGAUGUCCAGGUGUAUUCCGGGAAAAUGUCGUGAUAUUCCGUGAUAUUCCGCCAUACUCCGUGAUAUUCCGGCAUAUUCCGUGAUAUUCCGGCAUAUUCCGCCAUAUUCCGUGAUAUUCCGGUAUUCCGGGUUUUCACAACGCCCCCAGACUCGUCCCCAGUCGUUAUUUGAAGUUCAAUUUCAUAAGGACGAAUAGGUAUAUAUCCAUAAAUAUAUAUAUAGAUCAGUACCAAAUGUGGACGCGCGCAAGGGGAAAAGGGAAGGCGAGGGAAAAAAUAAAUUUCAUCUUUCGCCCUUCCCGUGAGCCUCUACGCGCCCACUUCUGGCCGCGCGCCCGCUCUUAAAGCGACUGGGGACGAGUCUGCAACGCCCCCUUGCGAGGUGCGUGUCUAGAAAAUAGAAAUGGCUUUCAUAUUAAGGGCGAGGUUAAGGAAUGCAGUAAUACUAAAAAAUGCAUUAACAUAUAAGUAAACAUAACAACGCUUGUCAAUCAGUCGCAAGUUACAUCGAAUUUCAGUCAGAAUUUUACUUGAACGAAUUUCGAAGUGAAUUUCUGAAAAUUAUCCGACAAAACCUGCCACGUGUUUGUGUUCGCAAGUCACAAGAAGCCGCCAAGUGUUCCACCACGCCGGAGCUAUUUGAAAACGGCGUAGAAAAGUCACAAUAAGCCAUCGCUAAUUCCAUAGGCGUACGGGAAGGAAUGUGCCCGACCAGUGCCCGACCUCCCCCCCGUCGCCAAAAAAUUUCGGUCAGUGUACCAUUUUAGGGGUCCAAAAAUUUUUCGGACAUACAAAAAUUUUUCGUAACAUCAACCAAAUUUUCCCAAACAUCACAAAAUUUACAUAAUUUCCCGCAAAAUUGGCAGAAUUUGUCCCAUUUAUUUUUAUAAUAACCCAAUACGGCCCGACUGUGAAGCGAAUAUUGCUCAACUGGCUUGGUUUGCCCAACAAACUGGGGUUAUUAUUACGAGAGAUUUUAUUGCCUUGACUACUUUUUCCCCGACUUUUGCCCGACUUUAGUUGAACUUUUGCCCGACUUUUGUUGAACAUUUGCCCGACUUUUCGACUUUGUAACCCUGCCCCCCCCCGUCCCGUACGCCUAUGGCUAAUUCACUCUACGCUGGAGCGAAAUCGUUUGAAAACUUUCACGUCACUUUUGCCGUAACAAUUUGAGCACGGUUUCUAAACGGAGCGAAGUGAAAACGGCGGAGCGCUUGAUAGCUUCGUGUGAACACAAACGUGUAAACUCAAAUGCUUUUCAGUUAAAUUUCUUGGGUCUAUUUGAAAUAUUUUGGGUUUACACGAGUGCUAAUUCAAUUUGUAAACAAACUGUAAUGGCGGUUGUGUGAACACAUGUAAAUUCUGCCCUCAUUAGUUCGCUCGCGCGUAGUGUGAAAGUAGUCUAAUUUUCGGUGACGUUUUCAAACGGCGAGGUAGCCUUUAGAAAAAUUUAGAAAUAGUGGAUGUCCGAAGGGGAGGGGGGUAAUUUUGGGCUUUGAUGUCCGGAAAGGGGGGAAGAUGAACCAUUCAAGGAUGUCCGAAGGGGGGAGGGGAUUAUUUUCGAUUUCCUCCGUAGGGGGUAUGGAUCUUUUCUGGAAUGACCCAUUGUAAUGAACAGGGGCGGGGGAAAAAAGGGCGAGCACGUGAGCAAUGCUCGCAGUAAAUGUUAAACAUCAUUUGAAAUCAAUGAAGAUGUGCUUUUGAAAAUUUGAAGAAAUCAUUAACACAACAACAUAUGGUUGACAUGCAGACAGGAUUUUACUACAUCCCGGGCGUUCUUUGUCAGCUAGUGCCCGCAAUCACAAUUAGUAUUUAUUAUCAUGCACCUUACUUUAUUAUUUUACUAAUUGUCUAACACCAGACAAUUUUACUCGUCAGGGGGAGAGUGCUGCCAAAAAUUCUAUAUUUAUUGGAUUUUCAAGAUACUUUUGCUUCUACUCAGUAGUUAUAAUUAUUUGAUCCAGAUAUUGUAUAUUGUCUUUUAUUUUGUCAAAACCUACAUACUGUUUAUGUUUUUACGUACUAAUUUCAGAUUUUACAUGAGCUACUUUGAACUACUGUAUAGUAACAUUUAUAGUUAAUAUAUUCAUUUCAAUGUUUAUAGCAGCCCAAAUAAAAAAUGACCGAGUGACUAUACAGCCGAGAGUCACUUCCAUUUGUAUAUUGUACGUAGUAGUAUAAAUUAUAAAACUUUUGUUUGCAGUAGAUUUCAGCAAGAUUGCCAUUAGUGCAUACAGUAAAGGUGCUGCAUGUGAUAAGUGAAGCAGGUUGGGGUAGGGACCGACCGUGAGUGUUUAUUGUCUGACUUAAGUCAGUAAAGCAUUUUUUUCUUAAAUUUUUUUUCCUGCCUUCUUUAACUCUCAAAAGUUAAGCUGGUUAGGAUUAGUUUAAUAGGGUUUGGGAUCAGUUUAUAAAAAUUAAAGUGAUUUUAAAAAGUUUUAAUUAUCUGUUUGAAUAUUGAGUUGCCAACUCAACCGAUGAUAAUCCUAUAAUUGUGAUCACGGGCACUGACAAAGAAUGCCCGGGAUGUACUCUUAGUAAAAUCCUGACAGACAUUUGCGCUCCCAGGAAGAUCGAAAAAUACAGAAAAUUAUUUUUUCCUACCCUGGUAAUGAAACAGCUGAAUUUAACAUAUUUCUGAUAUAUCUGCCCAAAUGUUCUUGAUUUUUCCACUAUUUCCAUGGUUUUCUAAAGUCCCAGUUGCCCCCCCCCCUUUGCCCCCUGUCCUGUACAUCGAUCUGUCUACAGUAUAUAUACUAAGAUCUAUGCAAUACUCACAUUGAAAUGUUUUUAGAACUAUCCUUGAAUUUAAAGGUUUCACCGGUCUGAUAUUGGAUGCUAGAACUUGACGUCCACCACUCGCAUUGGCAGUUCUCAAAGCCCAAAAUCGUUGCAGGUAUUCCUCCGGGAUCAGGAGUCUCUCUUUAUACACAACCCAUGUGACUGUCUCAAAACAAGGUGGGCUGGUAAAUGAACCUUUGUACAAGUAAAAAUCAUCUCUAUUCCUUGGCAAAAAGUUACUGAAUUUGAUUGCAAGUUUCGUCUUUGAUCCAGGAGAUCGAAUACUUGCAAGCUUAUCUGAAAAUGGACUCCAAAAUGAGUUUUGCGAAACAUUGGUGGAAACAUCAACUAGUACCGAUAGCACUAAUACUCCAUCAUACUUUUCUUUAGCAAUUUCAAAUCUUGUAUAUUUCAAGUUAUAAUGAACAAGGUGUACUUCCAUAGAUGCACUUUUACCAUUUAUUUGGUGCUCCGAGCCCGAGACUGCAUCGCCGUUGCGCCAGUGAAAAUGCACUUCUUCUAGUUUAUAGUGAUUAUUUAUAAACAACCGGUUCCCGAUCACUGAAACAUUGACGCUAGAAGGCAGUUCAAGUUUUGCAGUCUUGCCAUUAUUGGUGAGAUCAGCUUCUAUUGGUGUCUCAAAAUUCUCAAAACAGAGUGUGACUUGUUUUGUAAAAGUUGCUGCCUGAGAAUCAAUAAUAUUGAGCGGGCUUUGAUACAAUCCGGCACAAUGUUUCCAUGUUUCAUCCCACUUCGUUGUAUUCCCGUAUGACCAGUCGCAAAAUACACUGUUCAUAACCAAACAUUUAAUAUAUACAAUACAUAAUACAUAAAACUUUAGCCAAUUUCCCAUGUUGACUAUUAUACUCCGACUCGAGUGCUAUUAAAAGGUCCACAAAUAUAUUAAACGACACAGAGUAACCUGUAAUACUUCCCAAUGGUAAUAAAAAUUUUUUUUAAAACCACAGAAAAUCCUUUGGAUAAAUAUAAUAAAUAAAAUUGAUAAAUAAUACGUAUAUAAUCACCACUACUCAUUGCAACAUAUAACCUCUGAUAAAAACCAUAUUCACUACAGUGCUUCCAUUUUCAAAAUCAAAAUUUCUCAUUUUUGUCAUCAAAAUUUCUCUAAAUUCUUAAAUUCCUUAGAUUGUAAAAGAUUGUAUAUAUUUAUUUCCUUGAAAAUUCCUUGAAAUUUCAUUACGCAGUUUGCAGUGACUUUGUAGGAUUUAAUACAACAUAUUUCUUUCCAUUGAUAUAAUUAAUUAAUUAUUCACAGCGCUUGGCGCCAAAAGUAAUAAAUCCCAUCGCUCAAGAAUUUUCAGAAGUUUUCGGAAACAUGAGGAAAAAGUUAAAAACAGAUUUUUAAUUAAAGAUAAUUGAUAAUUCACUCAAAAAUUCAAAAAAUAGUGAAACGUUCCUUUGCACUAAUGCACUUGGAUGAAUAUUUAAGUUUUUUUUGAAAAAAUCCUUAGAUUUCCUUAGAUUUUUUCUCUUCCUUAGAUUUUCCUUUUCGACACUAGAAUUUCCUUAGAAAAGGAAAUAUCCUUGAAAAUGGAAGCAUUGUCACUAUCAUUCUCUGCAUUCUAGGUAACCAGGCCUUACAAAAAUUACCAAAUAGUAGUACCAUAGUUUACUAAAUCAACCAAACAUUCACAUUGUAGUUAAGGAAAGUAAAUUUAUCAUGCCAAGGGGUGGGGGGGAUGAAGAUGUUAAGGGGGGCACCGAAAUAUUUUCUGGCAUUAAAGGGGGGCUCUGAAAUUUCUUGAUAUACUGAAGGGCCUCCAAACUUUUCAAAGUUUUGGUCCAGCAGAGGGGCCUGGAGUGUUCACUCCCACCAUAGUUAAUUUAGAACAGAUGGUUUGGAAACUCAUUAGAAUAACAAUAUAACUCAUUACCUAUGUUAGUGAACAAUAACAUUUAUAAAUCUGGUCUUUUACCGUCAACCAAUAGCAAUGUUUUAAGAAAGUUACCUAUCCAUGACUCAAAGUCUCAAACAAUAGGGUAAAUUGAAAAUUGCUAUUG
This is a messenger RNA of Paramuricea clavata, 20014 nucleotides long. The record is from the annotation of a GenBank genome assembly. Lineage: Eukaryota; Metazoa; Cnidaria; Anthozoa; Malacalcyonacea; Plexauridae.